This is a messenger RNA of Tripterygium wilfordii, 738 nucleotides long. RefSeq lists its product as uncharacterized. The transcript is spliced from 2 exons. Lineage: Eukaryota; Viridiplantae; Streptophyta; Magnoliopsida; Celastrales; Celastraceae. The coding region runs from base 15 to 563 and encodes 182 amino acids. The record is from RefSeq and is a predicted model, not a curated record.
GCAUACGUACACGAAUGGAAAUCCCACAAAGUCUAGCCAUUGAGAGUUUCUCACAGAGUUGGUUAACAAGCCUGAACUCUUCUCUGCACGGCCUCGGGGAGUCCCUCAGGCCAUCUCUUGAUCAUCAUACUCCCUUCAACUUUCCCAUCUCUCAAUCCUCCGAUGAUGUUCAUCUUGUCCAUGCGGACCAGCUUUUCUCCGACGGCCUUAUUAGACCCUUUUUCAACAGCAGUACACCAAUAAAUCCGAUUCAAGCCACGCCUUCUGCUUCAUUUACUUCAAGAAGCUCGAAUAUCGUUCCGACGAUUGAGAUUCAUUGCAGUUUCUUUCGGAGAUGGAGAAAACCAUCCGUCCAAAUAUUUGUCCGGUGUUUCAAAUGUCUGAUCAGACCGUUUCGCCUUCAACUUCAAGUAAGACGUUCCAUAAAAGGCAGUAGCAGAGUUGAUGAUAUUGAUAGGAGAGCAUUACAGUAUUCAAGGGCUGAUCAUUGCUAUGAUCUUGUUACAGACAAUUCAAUCGAUGAGGCUGUUCUUCACUGCAAAAGAUCAAUACUAAAUAAGUGAAGAAUUUGCAGGAAAUAAAGGAUAAAGAAAUGCAGUUUCUACAGGUGUAACGAAAGACAUCAGCGCGUACAAUCUCUUCUCUGGGCCAAAUAUUACUCCGUCCUGUUCACUCUUUGUUGUAUGCGAAUCUGUAUUCUUAGAGGAGAUGCUUCAAUUGUUGUUUAAAAUUAUAUUU